This is a messenger RNA of Paramisgurnus dabryanus, 1028 nucleotides long. Lineage: Eukaryota; Metazoa; Chordata; Actinopteri; Cypriniformes; Cobitidae. The record is from RefSeq and is a predicted model, not a curated record.
CGUAAAUACAGGUCAGCCAGAGAGUACUUAAACCAGAUUUUCUUAACCAGCUCAGACACACAAGGAGAGUGAUUGAUGUUUAAACAGAAGAGGACUACAAACAUCAAAGACCGAAAGAGCUUUUGUUUCUGAAGGAAAGGAAGUGUACAAGAUGAGUUCAGGGAAUAUUACCGACAGCCUCAGCGAAACACAUGACAUCCCAACAAGAGUAGUAGGAGGUCCAACCACACCUAGAAGAGGACCCCAUAAAUUCAAACAGAGGAUGACAAGACAAUUCAAAAGCAAACCUCCGAAGAAAGGAGUCAAAGGAUUUGGAGAUGAGAUUCCUGGAAUGGACGGUCUUGGCACUGACAUCACAGUGGUGUGUCCCUGGGAAGCCUUCAGCCAUCUGGAGUUGCAUGAGCUCGCCCAGUAUGGUAUUAUCUGAAGACAGGAGGUUUCUUGCUGAAGACGUAUUACUUGGACCUGUUUAGUGGACCAGACUAACCAUGUCUAUGACCCACCUCUUUAUCCCACCUGAGGGAUGCGGCACAUUAGGGGUAGUUUCCUUAAUACAGAUUUUAGAUUAAGCUACGACUCUGCCUUGGGAAUCAGGACAUUUAAGGAGUUUUUACAAACAUACCUAACACAUGACUGGUGUGUAAAACAAUGGCAAUGAUAUAUUUUAUGUCAAUGCAAACUGUUUUCAGUUAAGACAACUCAAACAUGCAUUUUAGUCCGGGACUAGGGUUAAACUCUGUCUGGGAACCCCCCCCCCAAAUAAUUGCCUUCAUACUGUACUGGAGCCAACACACCAGCCUUUGAAUGCAUUAUACAUUUAUUAUAUCAGGUCUUCAAAUUCAGGAGGACUGUAAAGCAAUUAUACACUCUGAUAUAAAAAUAAUACAAAAAGAAAACAGUUUUUGUACUAUUUCUACAUUUUAUGUAUUGUAAUUUGACCAGUAGAAGUAUUCUAAGAGGAAAAGCAUUAAUGAAUCAGAUGCAUAUUGUCUAGAAAUGUUGUAAAAAUGUAUCUUUGAUAAAUAUUG